Molecule: messenger RNA, 1424 nt
Organism: Gadus chalcogrammus (walleye pollock)
Lineage: Eukaryota; Metazoa; Chordata; Actinopteri; Gadiformes; Gadidae
Gene: dmc1
Product: DNA meiotic recombinase 1
Exons: 13
Coding region: 221-1249 (342 amino acids)
Biological process (GO): mitotic recombination; reciprocal meiotic recombination; DNA recombinase assembly
Cellular component (GO): condensed nuclear chromosome; nucleus
Molecular function (GO): ATP binding; DNA strand exchange activity; double-stranded DNA binding
Source: RefSeq, a predicted model, not a curated record
UACAGCCUAUAUUUUUAACAUACUUAUUUUAUGAUUAAUAAUUACUACUUGUUCUUGAUGCAUUAUUUGUGGAUGACAUACAUUCUUAAGCAAUAGGCUUGACGCUAUAGGAGAGUUUCUCUAUUUUAUGUAAGUAAGUAAAUUUGGUAAGCUAACACUUGCCAUUCAACAAUAGCUUAAUAACUAACAUAUUUAACUAUAAGCCUAUAACUAAGUCGGUAUGAAGACCGGAGAGGAUCAAGUUGUAGAAGAGGUUGCCUCUUUCGACGAUGAUGAGGAGUCCUUUUUUCAAGACAUAGACCUUCUGCAGAAACAUGGAAUUAACAUGGCCGACAUUAAGAAGAUGAAGGCCGUGGGUAUUUGUACGGUGAAGGGCAUCCAGAUGACCACUCGUAGAGCUCUCUGUAACAUCAAGGGGCUGUCAGAGGCCAAGGUGGAAAAAAUCAAAGAGGCUGCUGGUAAAAUGCUGACAACUGGUUUCCAGACUGCGUUUGAGUACAGCACCAAGAGGAAGCAAGUGUUCCACAUCAGCACUGGGAGCCAGGAGUUUGAUAAACUUCUGGGUGGAGGUAUAGAGAGCAUGGCCAUCACAGAAGCUUUUGGGGAAUUCCGUACAGGGAAAACCCAGCUUUCCCACACUCUUUGUGUGACGUCUCAGCUGCCUGGGGAGGACGGCUACAUGGGUGGGAAGGUCAUCUUCAUUGACACAGAAAACACUUUUCGCCCGGAUAGACUGAAGGAUAUUGCUGACCGAUUUAAUGUGGACCAUGAUGCCGUCCUGGACAAUGUGCUUUAUGCUCGUGCCUAUACCAGUGAACACCAGAUGGAGCUGUUGGACUUUGUUGCAGCCAAAUUCCACGAGGAAGGGGGAGUCUUCAAACUGUUGAUCAUUGACUCCAUCAUGGCUCUGUUCAGGGUGGACUUCUCCGGACGUGGAGAGCUGGCCGAGCGACAGCAGAAGCUGGCCCAGAUGCUCUCCAGACUGCAAAAGAUCUCUGAAGAGUACAAUGUUGCAGUGUUCGUGACCAAUCAAAUGACAGCUGAUCCAGGUGCAUCAAUGUCGUUUCAGGCUGAUCCCAAGAAACCUAUCGGAGGACAUAUCCUUGCCCACGCCUCCACCACUCGGAUAAGCCUGAGGAAAGGAAGGGGGGAAUUGAGAAUUGCCAAGAUAUUUGACAGUCCCGACAUGCCUGAGAAUGAGGCUACUUUUGCCAUCACCCCUGGAGGAGUUAGUGAUGCCAAAGAGUGAAAGUGUUGGCAUGACUCAACGGAUACUGAAUACAAUGACAGUGCUGUUUCAAAUAUUUAGGGAAUUAUUAUAUUGUUUUUGACUGUUGUAUUUGGAUGUUGGGUGAAAAUAUAGAAAGGUAUAUUUAUGAUGUUUGCUGUAUGAUAUAAAGAAGGAUAUAUAAAAAAUCUGAAAA